Molecule: messenger RNA, 2487 nt
Organism: Leptosomus discolor (cuckoo roller)
Lineage: Eukaryota; Metazoa; Chordata; Aves; Leptosomiformes; Leptosomidae
Source: RefSeq, a predicted model, not a curated record
AUGUUGAACGUCAUCGGGCAGGGUGGUGAGAAUGGGGCCUGUGAAGUGAUUGCAGCGAGAAAUCGUGAAAACACAGCUUCAAGCUUGCUGCAGGAUCACUAUCUUGAUUCGUCUUGGAGAACUGAUAACAGUCUCCCAUGGACAUUGGACAGCAGCAUUAGUGAAGAAAACAGGGCUGUCAUUGAGAAAAUGUUGCUGGAAGAAGAAUACUAUUUGUCUAAUAAAUCACUUUCUGAAAAAAUAUGGCUCAAUCAAAAGGAAGCAGAGAAAAGAUCUCUGAAAAGCCCACAUAAGAAAGCUGGAAAAGUCACGGUGCGAUCGCCUACAAAAUCAGCUAGCUACCCGUUAAAGUGGACAUCUGAAGAGAAGGAACUGUUUGAACAAGGACUGGUGAAAUUUGGCCGCCGGUGGACGAAAAUUGCCAAGUUGAUUGGAAGUCGUACUGUUCUACAAGUGAAGAGCUACGCUCGGCAGUAUUUUAAGAACAAGGCAAAAAACGGUGAUGCUGAAAAAGAAGAGCACAGUCAGUGUGGGAGCAGUCUUCCCAUUGAUGAUGGGAUAAGGGUAGAGGCAUGGUCGUCUGGAAGCUUGAGAGGCCGUGCAGACCCCAAUCUGAAUGCAGUGAAAAUUGAAAAGCUGUCGGACGACGAAGAAGUAGACAUAACUGAUGACAUGGAUGAACUACUUUCUUCUACCUUCCAGCAAGAAACUGGAAAAUCUGAAUUAGCUGUUAUUUCAAAAAGUCCAGUUGAAGAAACAAAAGGAGCGGAGCAUGUUUCUUCAUCUGUCAGACACAGUUCUGCAAUUUCUUUACCUAAAGAAGAUCCUCAACAUACCAAGCAAGAUACAGUAGAUGCAUUGGUAUUUCCAGGUGUUGCAGCAACAUGUUCUCAGCGCCUGAAUGGUGAUAAAUCUGUGAAUUUAGAUUACCAGCAAUACAAUAAUUUUAUUGAGAAAGCUGAACCAGGCAGACCAGUAACAUCUCGUGGUACUAGACAAGUAACUGAUCAGGAGCUUAAUGAGGACCAGAGAGACCUGGCUGGUAACGGGUUGCUUUUUCCUUCUCCCUGCCGAGUGGAAGAAGAUCAUCAAGAAGAAGCAGAGGAGCUUAAGCCACCUGAUCAAGAAGUGGAGGUUGACAGAAGCAUCAUUCUGGAAGAAGAAAAGCAAGCUAUUCCUGAAUUCUUUGAAGGGCGCCAGGCCAAGACACCAGAGCGUUAUUUGAAAAUUAGGAAUUAUAUUUUGGAUCAAUGGGAGAGGUGUAAACCCAAAUACCUGAAUAAGACUUCAGUACGCCCGGGCCUUAAGAACUGCGGUGAUGUUAACUGCAUUGGACGGAUCCACACGUACUUGGAAUUAAUAGGAGCAAUUAACUUUGGCUGUGAACAGGCUGUCUAUAACCGACCCCAGCCAGCUGAUAAAACACGGUCCAGAGAAGGCAAGGACACAGUGGAAGCGUACCAGCUUGCUCAGCGCUUGCAGUCCAUGCGUACAAGAAGGCGGCGAGUGCGAGACCCUUGGGGAAACUGGUGUGACGCAAAGGAUUUGGAAGGACAGACAUUUGAGCAUCUAUCUGCUGAAGAAUUAGCAAGAAGAAGAGAGGAAGAAAAACUGAAACCUGCAAAAUCUUCUAAAGGUUCAAGGCAAAUAAAAAGUUCCUUUGAUCCCUUUCAGCUGAUACCGUGCUGUCUGUUCACUGAAGAAAAACAGGAACCUUUUCAGGUGAAAGUGUCUUCCGAAGCACUUCUAAUAAUGGAUUUGCACUCUCAUGUGUCUAUGGCAGAAGUAAUAGGGCUGCUGGGUGGAAGAUACUCUGAAGCUGAUAAAAUUGUAGAAGUCUGUGCAGCAGAGCCAUGCAAUAGUCUCAGUACAGGACUGCAGUGCGAGAUGGAUCCAGUAUCCCAAACACAGGCCUCGGAAACGCUGGCUGGCAGGGGAUACAGCGUCAUCGGAUGGUACCAUUCCCACCCGGCCUUUGACCCCAACCCCUCCAUACGGGAUAUUGACACUCAAGCUAAGUACCAGAGUUAUUUCUCCAGGGGUGGUGCCAUGUUCAUCGGAAUGAUUAUAAGUCCUUACAACCGAAAUAAUCCUCUUCCGUAUUCUCAGAUUACUUGUCUAGUAAUUAGCGAUGAGAUCAGUUCUGAUGGUUCCUACCGCCUGCCCUACAAAUUUGAAGUACAGCAGAUGUUGGAAGAACCUCAGUGGGAAUUAAUAUUUGAAAAAACAAGAUGGAUAAUUGAAAAAUACAGAUUCUGCCAUAGCAGUGUCCCCAUGGAUAAAAUUUUUCGUAGAGAUUCUGACCUGACUUGUUUGCAGAAACUUUUGGAGUGCAUGAGGAAGACUUUGGGCAAGGUAACAAACUGCUUCAUUGCAGAAGAGUUCUUGACUCAGAUAGAAAACUUAUUCCUUUCCUCCUCCAAGAAUGAGAAAAAGAGUAAUGCCGAAGAAAACGAGAAUGAAAGUUCAAACGUGUUGCCAGUGUGA